Messenger RNA from Saccharomyces eubayanus, 2496 nucleotides. RefSeq names its product Mkt1p (gene MKT1). The coding region runs from base 1 to 2496 and encodes 831 amino acids. The record is from RefSeq and is a predicted model, not a curated record. The transcript has a single exon. NCBI's taxonomy places the organism in Eukaryota, Fungi, Ascomycota, Saccharomycetes, Saccharomycetales, Saccharomycetaceae. Gene Ontology annotation, biological process: mismatch repair; DNA double-strand break processing; DNA recombination. Gene Ontology annotation, cellular component: nucleus. Gene Ontology annotation, molecular function: 5'-flap endonuclease activity; 5'-3' DNA exonuclease activity.
AUGGCAAUCAAGUCAUUGGAAUCAUUCCUUUUCGAAAGAGGUUUAGUAGGCUCCUAUGCCAUUGAGGCCCUGAACAACUGUACCCUAGGUAUUGAUGUUAACCAUUAUGUUUCUAGAUUAUUGACCAAUAAAAGAGAGCAGUACUUGGAUGCUAUUGGUGGUUUCCCUACCAGUUUAAAGAUGUACUUGGAAAGUGAUCUGAAGAUAUUUAAGGAUUUCAAUAUUACUCCUAUUUUCGUCUUCAAUGGAGGUUUGACUUACAAUCAAUUAGAAGCAUCCGGCCAUUUCACUGCUGCGGCUUCUGAUUCAGCCUCUAUCUCACCAGCCACUACCUCUACCAAUGGGUCUAACGCAACAACAAGAUCAAACACCGAAUCCGUUCUUUUACAGAGAAACAGAGGUUGGACACAAUGGAACAACUUGAUUAGUUCAAACCAAAACUCCUAUAUCGAUCAACCUAUUCAACCUCAAGAGCCAUUCAGACAUAACACUACUAUUGAUUCCAAGGCAUACCAAAAUGAUUUGAUAGCUUUCUUCAUUGAGCAUGGUUAUAUGUACCAAGUGGCUCCAUACUCUUCAUGGUUUCAACUAGCAUACCUAUUGAACAGCGGCUAUAUUGAUGCCAUCUACGGCCCAACUGAUUGUUUGAUGUUAGAUUGUGUUGAUAGAUUUAUUUUGGGCAUGGAAUUUCCAAACAAAGAGUUUAGAUUCAUUGAUAGAUCAAGAGUCAUGAAGGAUUUGCGUUGUACUCAUGAAGAAUUCAUUGAUAUUGCCAUGGCUGUAGGUAAUGACUUACAACCAAAAACUUUACCACCAUUACAAAUUUAUCCCGUUCCUCAAUUAUUCGACAUUGCCCUUGAAAUGGUUUUGAAUACAGGAACAAACUUUUAUGCUUAUCAAUUAUCUACACCGUUACAAAACGAUUCGAAAGAGAACGUCCAAAGUUAUCAAAAAGGCAUAUCUGCUUUAAGAUAUAUGCCAGUCUUGAAAGAUACAGGUAAAGUAGAACUUUUUGUGCAAGAAAUUGUUGUUUCAGAGGAGGAAAACGAAAAAAUCAAUAAAGAAGAAAAGAAGAGUAACCUCUCUUCACCAACCUCUACAUCAUCCAGUGCCUCUCCUUACGCCAGUGGAACUAAAACUGCUGGCGAAACGUCAGCUUACGAAAAAUCAGGUACCAAAGAGGUUAAGAAACCAAGAGAUAUUCCUAAUGACGUCCAUGAUUUUAUUGGCCAAAUGUUACCUCAUGRGUACUAUUUCUAUAGAUCCAUAGGGUUAGUUACUGGUAAACUAUUUGACGCAAUUGUUACAGGUGUUUAUCCUGAAGAGCCUCCAUUAGGUGGCGGAUCUGCUGCUUCUUAUAGAAAGUUGGUUUCUAAAUCCGUUGAGAUCUUCAAAAAUAAGGAAAUUAACCUAUUAACCCAACCAAUUAACAGAUACUACCAAAUCAAACAAAUCAAACAAGUUAAAUGGUAUGCGCCAAAUGAACCAACCACUCUAAGUAAUAGAAUGUCACCUUCCCUGUUUGAAACUAUUAACCGUUUGAUCAUUAAAACAGAAGGAUCGGCCGAAAAAGAGUUUUCUAUUUCUGAUUUUAUUACAACAAUCACUGCCUCCAACGAUAUGGCAAAAGAUUUCAUAUCUGAGAACGUUAUUUUUCCAAAUUCCGUACCAGUUGAAUCCAAAUUGAAUGCGCCCUAUGAUUUAUUGUUAACAAAUUUCUUAAGAUUGCUAGUACUAUUGGAAUUCUUCACUUUCGAUUCCAAGGAAAAAUCAUUAAAACCUACCAAAUGGGGGGAAGUCCUUUUGAAAUUAAAUAAGCUUGAUAUUGAUGCUAAAUAUCACGAAUCAGUGAUCAUCUUUUUGGUAUAUCUGAAAUGCGACGUUUUGAAGCUCGACGAAGAAGUUCAACCACCCGCUCCUUCAGCGUUGUCUCAAGCAACUCUUCGUUCAUAUCCUGAGGAGUCAUUGUAUGUGCUAUUGAUUACACGUGUAUUGACUUUAUUUCAAGUGGAACAAAAACCAUCGAACUACCAUGGUCCUAUUGAUAAGAAGACUUUGAUUUUUAGAGAUCAUCUUUCUUUCAUAAAGGAAAACUUAAAUGAACUAUUUGAAGCUGUGUUAAUCUCUUCAUUAACCUCAGGUGAAUUCAAUAGAUUGUCACUUGAUAAUUUUGGUUGGGAAAAGAAGGUCGUUAGACGCUUACCAUUUAAGUUAGAUUCUCCAAAUACUAUCAUGGCCAUGAUGUGGGAAUUCUUCUUGCAAAAAUAUCUCCACAAUGGUAAUGCUAAAAAUGAUGCCUUAUCUUUAGUUGCGACAGAAUUCAAUACUUAUAAAUCCACACCUAACCUUGACGAACAAUUUGUCGAAUCCCAUAAAUUUUUACUAGAAAUUGAAAAGGUUGCGCACGAGUUAAAUGAUGCAAAGUUGAUCAAAGAUAAUGAGUUUAAACUGUUCACCAAAGCAAUUGAAUUUGCUACCACUGCCCUUUCUAGCUAA